Leishmania mexicana MHOM/GT/2001/U1103 is the source of this 1707-nucleotide messenger RNA. Its product is annotated as RNA-binding regulatory protein (pumilio family),putative. The transcript has a single exon. Gene Ontology annotation, cellular component: cytoplasm. The record is from RefSeq and is a predicted model, not a curated record. Gene Ontology annotation, biological process: post-transcriptional regulation of gene expression. Lineage: Eukaryota; Euglenozoa; Kinetoplastea; Trypanosomatida; Trypanosomatidae. Bases 1 to 1707 code for a protein of 568 amino acids. Gene Ontology annotation, molecular function: mRNA binding.
AUGGCCUGGACGGUGCACGAGGAUGAGUACAAGACGGAGGGGUACGAUAAUCUCGAGGAGAUCUUGCAGUACGUGGUGCACACGGAGGAGAGUGUGCAGCAGCCAAAGCCCACUGGAAAGUACACCAAGAGCUCGCAGGUCUUUUCGACGCCGUCUCCGCUGACUGCUGCGGAGCUGAGCUCGCCCAUCAAGCACCAACUCACGAAUACUGUCCCAUGGCAGCCACAGAUCCACACGCCAACCAACUCUUCCUUCCACAGCCUCGGCAUUCCGUACACGCCUGCUCAGAGUCCACAGCAGCGCCGCUGCAACAAUCGCUUCAACGGCAGUUACAGUGGCCACUGCGACCGUAAACCAAAGAUCAUGGGCAGUAGUGAGACUUGCGCCCUCUCUCCUGGCGCGAGAAAGCGGGGUAUGGGUACGGGACAGAUGGACCACAUGAUGGCCACAGAAUUGAAUAGUAUGCCGAUGCCUGAGCUGAUCAUGCAGGAGGUGCUCGCCUCGCAGGACAUGAUGGUAGGUGGCGGCUACGGCGACUGGUCAGGAAAUGGUAGCAAGUACUCCCAAAGCGGUGCCCUCACCGCCGACAGCCUGCGAGGCAGGGUUUACGAAACCGCGAAGGAUCAGCACGGGUGCCGCUAUCUGCAGCGAUGGCUGGACACGAACUGCGAUCCCGAGACGUUGCAGGUGAUGAUGGACGAAAUCAUUCCGCAUGUGGGGGAACUGAUGACAGACCAGUACGCAAAUUUUCUCAUUCAAAAGCUGUUUGACAUCAUGCCAGAUGAUGUGCGAUACAAGGUCGCCAUCGUGGCAGCGCCACAGAUUUGCAUGAUAUCCCUCACGCCGCAUGGCACAUUUAGCGUUCAGAAGAUGAUCGAGACGAUCUCGACGCGGGAGGAGACAGAGAUCAUUUGCGAGGCGCUCGCCAAGGAUGUUGUUCGGCUAGUCAAGGAUGCACACGGGAACCAUGUGAUUCAGAAAGUGCUUCAGCGCUUCGACUUUGACGACAAGGAGUACAUCUACAGGGCAGUGUCGACGGACUGCGUGUCAAUUGCUAAGAACAAGCAGGGUUGCUGCGUGCUGCAGCGGUCUCUCGAACACGCGUCACCGCGGCAAAAGGCUGCCCUUGUCGAUCAGGUGCUGGCUUGCUGUUUGCAAAUUGUCCAGGAUCCAUUUGGCAACUACGUCCUCCAGUACGUGCUGGAGGCGCACGACAGCAAGAUAAACGACACCAUCGCCUUUGCUUUCCUUCCCCACCUGGUGCAUCUAUCCAUGAACAAGUUCAGCUCCAACGUGAUGGAGAAGGUGCUGCGUGGUGCCUCGAGGCCAGUACAAGUAAUGUACAUGGAGGAGAUGUGCAACCCGGGGAUCAUCUCCCACCUCAUUCAAGACGACUACGGCAAUUAUGUCCUGCAGACAGCGCUCACGAUAAACGCGCCGGCGCAGGCAGAGCAGCUCGUGAACGCCAUUCGCCCUUUUAUGCCGUUGAUCAAGAACGCACCGUACGCCAAGAAGAUGGAGGGCAAGAUGGAGGCUGUUGCCCGGAAGAUCGAGAGCAGCAACUUCCACGCGCCCCGAGACUGCGAAAUUGACGCUCGCCAAGGGGGCGGGGGCAGCCCAAACGGCAAGUUCGACCGCUCCCCCAACCACGGACGGCAGUACGUAGGUGGUAAAGAUCGGCAGCAGCCUUAUAAUCACCCCACAUGA